Molecule: messenger RNA, 465 nt
Organism: Penicillium manginii
Lineage: Eukaryota; Fungi; Ascomycota; Eurotiomycetes; Eurotiales; Aspergillaceae
Product: DUF3716 domain-containing protein
Exons: 1
Coding region: 1-465 (154 amino acids)
Source: RefSeq, a predicted model, not a curated record
AUGGAAGCCUUCAGCUUCGCGCGCCCCUUGCCCACGCGCGCGCCCCCAGGCGUCGGCGCUGAUGUUCCACCCUACUUGGGAGGGUUGGCUCACCAUAUCGCCGUCAUUGCUGCCAAGAACUGGCCCAGGCCCCGCGAUGGUACGCCCUCGAGCAACUUUCUCGCUUUCCUCAAUACAAUGCCCAUCGUUCGGGAGCCGAUCUGGAAUCCUGGGAUUGAUCGAGGUGAUAUUUCCCGCCUGGGCCAUAUCUGCUCGUCGCGUGUCAACAUCGAGGCUGCCAGAAUGCAGAUAUCCGGGUCACUCGCGGGGUUCCCAUGCGUCAGUUGCUCUAAAGGAAAGGGUACGUUUGACCGAUGUGUGGUGGUGAUCUAUGGUCAUCCUGAGUUCCAUAACUGUGCAAGCUGCCAUGUUGACAGCCUCGGCGAUCAGUGCCGGUGGCACAUUCAGCCUACUCCACGAUCCUGA